This is a messenger RNA of Neoarius graeffei (lesser salmon catfish), 3154 nucleotides long. It is a transcript of the gene cdc14aa, whose product is annotated as cell division cycle 14Aa. Gene Ontology annotation, biological process: regulation of exit from mitosis; cilium assembly; protein dephosphorylation. Gene Ontology annotation, molecular function: protein tyrosine/serine/threonine phosphatase activity; protein serine/threonine phosphatase activity. NCBI's taxonomy places the organism in Eukaryota, Metazoa, Chordata, Actinopteri, Siluriformes, Ariidae. The transcript has 15 exons. Gene Ontology annotation, cellular component: spindle pole; nucleolus; centrosome. The record is from RefSeq and is a predicted model, not a curated record. Bases 267 to 1961 code for a protein of 564 amino acids.
CGGUCGCUUGCGGGUUUGGCGCACUACAGAGGAAGUGGAGUGUUUUGGACGUCCUUUGAAAGUCCAGCGCACGCAAGGAAAAACAAACUUUUUGUCCGGAAAGACUCGUUUUGGAAUUUUAAACCCGCUUUUCAGGGGAGAUGUAAACUUUUGGGGUCGGCAUGGCGGAUGUUGAAACCCAGGUUUUAUUUCUAAAUUCACUUUUUCGUCACAUCAGUCUCAGUCGACUACCGGUGUCAUAAUAUAUCGUCGAUAUAUCGAAGGCAAUGGCGCGUGAAAGCGGUAUUUUCGGAGCUGUGGAGUUGAUUAAAGAGCGAUUAUAUUUUGCAACUCUUCGAGGAAAACCGAAAAGUACAGCGAACGCGCACUACUUCUCCACGGACGAUGAGUUUGUCUAUGAAAACUUCUAUGCAGACUUCGGUCCUCUCAAUCUGGCCAUGCUGUAUCGAUACUGCUGUAAACUGAACAAAAAGCUCAAGUCUUUCACUCUUUCCAGGAAGCGCAUCAUUCAUUACACCAGCUACAACCAACACAAGAGAGCCAACGCCGCCUUCUUGAUCGGCGCCUACGCUGUAAUAUACUUAAAGAGAACUCCAGAGGAAGUCUACCGAGCCCUGGUAUCUGGGACUAAUGUAUCCUACCUGCCCUUUAGAGAUGCUGCCUUUGGGAACUGCACCUACAACCUGACCAUCUUGGACUGUUUACAAGGAAUCCGUAAGGCCCUGCAGCAUGGGUUCUUCGACUUUGAAGCGUUUGACGUUGAGGAAUACGAGCACUAUGAGCGUGUAGAAAAUGGUGAUUUUAAUUGGAUCGUGCCAGGGAAGCUGCUGGCCUUCAGUGGGCCUCAUCCCAAGAGCAAAAUCGAGAAUGGUUUCCCUCUCCACGCUCCAGAAGAGUACUUCCCCUACUUCCGCCAGCACGAUGUCAGCGACGUGGUCCGGCUCAACGGGAAGAUGUACGAGGGAUGUCGCUUUACGGACGCCGGCUUUGCACACCACGAUCUGUUCUUUGUGGACGGUGGCACGCCAAGCGACCUCAUCAUCCGCCGCUUCCUGCACAUCUGCGAAACAGCCGAGGGUGCUGUCGCCGUCCAUUGUAAAGCUGGCCUGGGCAGGACGGGCACCCUGAUCGGCUGCUACCUCAUGAAGCAUUACUGCUUCACUGCUGCAGAGGCCAUCGCCUGGAUUCGCAUCUGCAGGCCUGGCUCGGUCAUCGGGCCCCAGCAGAACUUUCUGGAAGAAAAACAGCACAGCAUGUGGAUGGACGGGGAUUUGUACCGUUCCAAGCGGCCGCGGCAGUUCCCGGAGAGAGACCUGUCUCACCUCAUCUCCAGCCUGGACGACGUUUCUCUCAGCAGCACCAGCCUGAACGCUCAAAGCAUCGAUGAGAAUGACUUCAUGGACAAUAAUAUGGGAUUAACUCAGGGCGACAAACUCCGAGCAUUAAAGUGUCGACGUCCUCUCAGGUCUCCGUCCACUCUCAGUGGGUUACGUCCGAUACCUGGCACCGUUUCUCCCUCAAAGUCUUCCAAAGCUUCUCCUCCUUUCUCUGGCAGCCCUGUAACGAGGAGACUGGCACGAAGCCCCUCGUCCGCUGGAAACAUGAAGAGCUUUAAACCCAGCUUGGCCCGCUCUCUCGGUAACCUUUACAGCCUGGACGACUUCGUAGACGAGGACGACAUGUCCACACCCUCCUACCCGUCCCCUCCUCCUGCAUCAUUCUCUCCAUCUUCGCUCCUCCCGUCCGGCCCUCCUCCACCCCGCUUCGGUUUUGGGUACCCCAUCCCAAGUUUCCAACAGGAAGUUAACAGCAACCUCAGCAAUCCUCCUGCUCAUGCGCUCAGGCCUGUGAUGAGAGGAGCCUUCAGGCCAAACCCCAGAGUUCCCGUUCCGGGCGCGCUUGCAAGCCGCCAUCUUAGUCGCUCUAUUCCUUCCCUUCAGUCCAAAUAUGCAAAGUACUAAAGCUGCAGCGAUCUCCGGCUCAUCGACUGGAAGAAAACCUCGUCAACAUGCGACUAAACGUCUCGUGGAGCAUUAGGUUCAGCAGGCAUGACUGCGACGUGCUACGGCAACCAAAGAAAUCCUUGGUUCAUUGGUUUGAUUUGAUUUCAAAACUUCACAAUGUCCAUUCACACUUCUUUUUUUUUUUUUUUUUUUUUUUAAGUCUUGGAAUAUAUUUGACGUUGAGUAUCGUUAGUCUGACUGAAGGCUCUUGAGUUUUACUUACCUCAUCUCGGGGCAGAAAGAAGUGGGGUCAGUUAUGUGUGACUAAUCAAACUUUUUUUUUUUUUUUUUUUUAAUUCCUGAUAUUUUAAACACGGACAUCAUAUAAAAGUUACAAAUAUCAAACAGUGAACAUAAACCGUAUAUCUGCUUGAAAAAUGAAGAGUCCCACUGCUUUUGUUGUCUUCAAAUGAGCCAAUUUAUUUCCUGUACAUAACAUUUCCCGUUAUACGAGGGCUGCCAUGUUUAGAUCACGUGACCACAGGUGCUGUCGAAGAAGUCCGUUUGCUCAGUCGCUGGCUGCUGUUCUCGUCCCACCAACAUGGUGAAGCAGUGUCGUUAGAUAAAGGAGAAAAUGAUCAGACAGGCUCACUGGUGUGAAUUUGAAUGUAAACCAUUUUAAGAACCUGAAAAUUCUUCAGGACAGAGGAGUUUAGCAGUUUCUCUGUUACAGGACCAGCUAUGUUUGUUUGUUUUGUUUUUGUUUUUAAUUUUAGGAAUUCCAAGAGAGAGGGUGGUGAUGAUGGAAUGACUGUUUGUAGCUGCUAUAAUGUGAGAACAGGACGUGGAACAUCCACAAGACAUGUAAAUGUAAAAGGAAUAAAACACUUUAGGAUGUGCUGUUAUUUCUUGUGUAAAGUGUGUGGUACAAACAGUUAUAAUACAUGUAUCAUAAAAUAUAAUGUAAAAUAAAAAAAUAUAUAAUGAUAAACCAGAUUCUGCCAUUUCUUUGGUUUUAGCCCCAGGACUAAAUGUGAUUCUUUCUGCCCAAAAAUGAGGUUUAGGCUAAAUAAAACUCCAGUGAGCUGUACUGUGUGUGGGGGGACAUGGACACGGACACCUGCAUCACAACUGAUCCUCACGUUUUGUUACGACUCUGUAAAGACGUUGAUUUGUACAACAUAUUUUUGUACAGAUAGUAAACGCUUGUG